This is a messenger RNA of Dissoconium aciculare CBS 342.82, 1362 nucleotides long. RefSeq lists its product as uncharacterized. The record is from RefSeq and is a predicted model, not a curated record. Gene Ontology annotation, molecular function: metal ion binding. Bases 1 to 1362 code for a protein of 453 amino acids. The transcript is spliced from 2 exons. Gene Ontology annotation, cellular component: nucleus. Lineage: Eukaryota; Fungi; Ascomycota; Dothideomycetes; Mycosphaerellales; Dissoconiaceae.
AUGGACGAAAACGCGCGACUGCAAGCCAGAAUUGCAGCACUUUCCGGCCAGAUUCAGCAGCACAAACAACGACCAACAUCAAAUUCGCAGUACGGCCACCAGAGUUCUGCUCCGUAUGCAGCACCAUACGCUUACCGAGAUCCUCGAUGGGCUCCGUAUCCCCGCGGUGGUCGUGGUGGUCGUGGUGGACGGGCAGGAUAUGCGACCUCUCACAAAAAUCGGACUCUAGUUUUGAAUGGUUCGCAAGCUCUUGCGCCUACUGCUCAAAGUGGCGAGGCUACUGCAAACACCAGCGAUGCCACUACAGCCACGCAAGGAGCAGAUUAUAUUUCAGCACGGUCUGCAGGAAAACAUCAAUUGAUGAACAAAACCACAUAUGACCGGGAAAUGAAACAGAAGCAAGGACAACACGACGAUAGUGACGCGAUCAGGAAGGCCGCUCUCGAUGCUGCUGUGCCUGUGUCGCAGGUAGGACAAAGCUCCGCGCAGAACAGGCACGAGUUGACGAUCAGCGGUCUUCAAUUCCGAAUGGCCGACGAUGGAAGUAAAUUAUAUCGGGUAUCUGGUGAGACCGCGCGUGGAACCAUGACCGAAAGGAUGCUGAAGAUUUGCGUUUCAGAUGGUCCUCAAGAGACGCCCAAGACGGCUAAAAUUGCAGAUGUCAUCUUCAUUCGAACGAAACGAGGUAAUCUUGUACGGGCGAGUGCCUCGAAGAGCAACUCAAGGUACAAUUAUGCACGCGACAGCGAUGUUCAAAGACCCCAUCCACUAACUGAUGUUGCAGGAAAAUGUCCAUUUGGACCCGGCUGUCGAUUCGCGCACGAUCCAAACAAAGUCGCAAUCUGCAAAGAUUUCUUGCGCAGCGGGCAGUGUCCCUCCGGCAAGCACUGCGACCUGUCCCAUGAGCCAACUUAUCAUCGUGUGACGGCUUGCGCACAUUUCCUUCGAGGCAACUGCACCAACGAUGCAUGCCGUUAUCCCCAUGUUCACGUCUCCCCCACUGCACCUGUGUGUCGCGCAUUUGCCACUUUGGGAUACUGUGCUAAAGGCGCCGAGUGUCCUCGGCGCCAUGUGAUUGAAUGUCCCGACUAUAGCAAUCAUGGCCACUGUGCUGCUCGCGAGAAAGGCACAUGCCAACUUCCUCAUAUUGAUCGUGCGCAUACUCUCCGGAAGGCAGCCAAGCGUCAAGGCACGGGUGGCCUACAAGAUGAUUCUGAUAUAUCCAGUGGUGAUGAAGCAGCGGACAUGGAUCUCGAUGACGAUGCUGACGACGAUUCCGAUGGGCCCGAGGACUUUACAAUGACAGUUGACGGACAUAGUCAUGAACUUACGCAGCAGGACGACUUCGUGUCCUUUGCAUGA